Messenger RNA from Microcebus murinus (gray mouse lemur), 2458 nucleotides. The record is from RefSeq and is a predicted model, not a curated record. NCBI's taxonomy places the organism in Eukaryota, Metazoa, Chordata, Mammalia, Primates, Cheirogaleidae.
CAGAAGGGUUAGAAGAGAAUUACUUAAGGCAACGUUCAUGUACCACCUAAACCACAAAUAGCGACACACUCCCUGUGCUCUGCCUCUAUGGGACACUUUUUCUUCUCCGGUUGGCAGGAGCCAAAAGGGAUGAGUUGAAAGUCAGGAAACUCUUAACCCCAGCUCUGCCUCUCACUCAGUAGCCUUGGGAAGGGCACUUGCCCUUCCAGCGACUUGAGCUCUUUCAUCUGUAAAAUGAGGGCGUCAACAGAGAUGAUCUCUCAGGUCUCUCCCAGCUCUGACCCUCUAUCAUUCCAAGACCCUCUUCUGCAGGGCAAAAUGUCAGGCUCUGUGGAAAGACCCCAACUCCCCACGCUGCUUUGCCAGCUGGAGCAGCGAUUCCCUUACUUGGAGCAACUGUUUUUCCUAACUUCAGUGAGAAACUCCAUUCUCUGAACCAGAGAAUGGAAAGGAAUUAGUUUGACUCCACAACCUUAAUGUCAACUCUUUCAGGAACAUCUAAGCUAGCCUAGGUGAGUGGGGUAUGGACCCUUGGAAUAUUUUUCUUCAAAGUUCAGUUUCUUUUUUUGUGAGACCACCUCAGAAUUUCCAAAAAGACAUGAGCGUGUGGAAAGAAUAGGAGUUUUGGAAGCAGAGAUGUCUUAAAAACGGGGAAUUUUCUUGGCUUUCCUGAGUCUCACUUUGGUCAUAUAUAUAUAAUCAUACCCUAUCACUACUGGAAAAGAUAAGCAAUGUAAGCAUUUAUUGGAGGCAUAAAAAGGCAUACUAUUUGCUGGGACUGAACAAUAGACUGCCAGUGGUGUUCUUAAAUAUCUUGGACUGCAGAUUGCCCUUAACAACUGACUGAGGGCAUGAAAUUCUUAGAAGGACUAGGGCUCCCCCAUGAUGACCUAUUCACCCACCUACUCUUCCUCUCUGUUCCACUGUUCCCCCUUAGGGAGAUGGCACCAGCCAAGACAGAGUUCCAGUCCCUGCUGCUGCUCCUGCUGCUGGGGCUGUGGGUGGCCAACACCCCAGUCAGUGCCAAGCCCAGACACAUGACUUCAUCUCAGUGGUUUCAAACUCAGCAUGUGCAGCCCAGCCCUCAAGGAUGCAACUCAGCAAUGCGCCACAUCAACAAGUACACAAAACAUUGCAAAAAUCUCAACACCUUCCUGCAUGAAUCCUUCUCUGGUGUGGUGGCCACCUGCCAGAGCCCCAAUAUAGCUUGCAAGAAUGGCCAUGAAAACUGCCACAAGAGCCAAGAGCCUGUGUCCCUAACCAGCUGUGAGCAUACCUCGGGGAAGUACCCAGACUGCAGGUACAAAGAGAGACAAAUGGAUGCAUUCUUCAUUGUGGCCUGUGACCCCCCACAACAGGAGGAUAAUGUGGGGUACCCACUGGUUCCCGUGCACUUGGAUGAUGUUGUCUAAGGCCUGAUGCUCAUCCCACCUCACCCCCAAGCUCUGUAGACUCUAUGUUGCUGCUGCAUUUCCUCCCUUGAGUUAUUGAUUAAUCUUUACCCGCUUUGCAAAUGCCAUUUCCCUCCCACAUGUCCAACCUCACAUGCUCUUGAUUUCGUAGGUGGUUUUAUGGAUGCUCCAAAUGAUGAGGGAAGAGGGGACAUUCUCUUUAGCCUGUCGGUGCUGCUUACUUUGCAUACUCAAUGUCUGCUACUCUGUGCCCCUUCCAGAGUCAAGCACUCAGGAUCUCAGGAUUUUUGAUCCAGAUUUUUGGGGGCUUAUGGCUUGGAGGCCCUUUUUAAAAAAAAGAAUAAAAAAUUAUAAUACAAAUGCAAAGAAAUUCAGGGCCUUGGAAGGGCUGUGGUUAGACAGUUCAGAGGGAUCCCAGGCCGGGGUGAUUAUCUAAGAAGGGAGGGCAGGAGAAUCUAUGCGGGGUUCCCUGUGUUGGGUAAAGGAAUAUGUCUGAUUUUGCUGUAAUGAAAGACUCUGCUGUUCCUGGAGUGUGUGUUCCUGUCUAGGGGUAACUAAGGAAAUCUGGAGCUCCCAUUCAGAGGUCCAGAAGUACCUUCUGAGCCCUAUCAGGCAUCAGCUUCACCUGCCCUGCAGGCUGGAGGGAGGGCAGCGCCCUGGGCUGGUGCAGUCUUAGAAGCCUUGAUCCUGUUAUCCACUCCCGGGAUGGGUGUUUGGUGGCCCCAUCUCACACAAAGGGAGAAAGACGAGGAAGAGCAGGCUAAGCCUCAGGAUGCCAGUCAGACCUGGGUCCUGACCUCCUCAAUUGUGCUCAAGACCCAAGUUCACACUUCAUCAACAGGACCCAGAGCAGGAGCCUCAGCCUUCUGAAGUGAAUCUCUCUCUUGGGGAUGUGUAAAUCAGGACCUACCUACCAAGAAUCUUGAUCUGAUCUUAAUUAGUGCUUCUCUAACUGUGGUAAAGGAGAAGUUUUAUAUGCAAUCUGCCAUAGACUCAUACUUUCAUAAAAUACAAUAAGCUGGGCCAGGCACAGUGGUUCAUGCCUG